AUGCGCAAGACACUCUUCCUUGUUUUCAUCCAUGGGUUCAAAGGCGGAGAUGACACUUUUGCUGUCUUCCCAGAACAUCUGCGAGCACUCGUGAGCCAUGCCCUUCCGAAUAUCGAUGUUGUCACUGCGACAUAUCCCAAAUUCGAGACCCGCGGCGAGUUGAGAGAGUGUGUGGCACGGUUUAGAGAAUGGCUACAAAACAAGGUCAUCGACCUGGAGGUCGCUCGCUCGACUCCAUCUCCAACUGUGGACCCCUCCGUCCAUGUCAUACUGGUCGGUCACUCGAUGGGGGGCAUCGUGGCGGCUGAGACGUACCUGCUCCUCGCCAGUGAGCAACCUAUUCCAGCGCGAUCUUCCGCCCAAAAUCCCGAAAGACCCAACUUCCCUUCCAACACGACCCUGGGUUCGACAACAUCGACCUCCCAUCCGGCGCCAAUACACCAUGAGCCAGAUUCGACGUCUUACACUUUCAUGUUCCCGCACAUCCAAGGCGUCCUUGCUUUCGAUACGCCUUUCCUCGGGCUGGCCCCGGGGAUGGUGGCUCACGGACUCGAGGGGGGCCACAAAGUUGUCGCCAAUGCGUACAACACCUACUCGGAAGUUGCUUCCAUGUUUGGCUGGGGUUCCAAGUCCGAACCCAACGUCUCAUCGACAUCCCCCGCCGCCGGCGCGAAAUCCAUAGGCGCCCUCCCCGCGCCAGCCGCCUCUUCCACACAAGACGCGGCAGCCGCCCCCAAAUGGCAGGCUUGGGGGAAAUAUGCAAUGUUUGCUGGUGCUGCUGGCGCCGUGGUUGCCGGGGGUGCCGCGGCCUUGUACUCCCAGCGUGAGAGACUCAGUGCUGGUUGGAAGUGGGCCAGCGACCACCUCUUGUUUGUUGGGGAGCUGUUCAAACCCGAGCACUUGCGUAAGCGGGUCGAAUCUCUGGAGCGGGAAUGUAAAGAACGAGGAGCUGGAUGUGCCAACCUGUACACCAACCUUGGAAAAGGAGCCAGUGGCGGAUAUGGUAUCACGGAGUCUUUGGCAGGUAAGGAGAGGACAUUUUGCAAUCUGCCUGUGCAGGUCAGCCGCGAUCGAAAAGAGGGCAAAGAAGGCACGCGCGAGGGAACUUCAAACGGAUUCAAGUGGAUCAAAGCUGUUAACGACAAAGCUUCCGACGAGACCACGGCGCAUGUGUCCAUGUUUAUUCCACGGGAUAACCCCGGCUUCUACGCGCUCGGGGAACGUGCAAAAGAGUGCAUCGCGCGCUGGGUUGAUCAGGGCUGGUACCGCGCGAGCAAUGGACCGACGUUUCUGAAACCUGAGUUCAAUCGCGUAGAAUUGGGCGAAUCACCGGACGGCGGGUGGGUGAAGCCCGACGCGGAUGAAAUCAGAGCCCGAGAGAGAGCAAGAGAUCGCUAUGGCAGUUCUUACAAGGACGCCGACGCCGACGCCGACGUCGGAGGGAAUCUAGGUAAGGAUUGGGACUCUCUUGAGUUUGACCGUGGUAAGGAUGGUGAUGACGACUUGGAUGGUGAGAACCUCAGGAUGAGAGAAGAGGACGAAGAGCUUGAGGGGAGCGUGCUUGUUGAGAAAAUGGCCGCCAAUGGCGAGGUGCCGCUGCCCAGGUCGAGAGGUAAUACUGGAGUAUGA
Molecule: messenger RNA, 1629 nt
Organism: Fonsecaea erecta
Lineage: Eukaryota; Fungi; Ascomycota; Eurotiomycetes; Chaetothyriales; Herpotrichiellaceae
Exons: 3
Coding region: 1-1629 (542 amino acids)
Source: RefSeq, a predicted model, not a curated record